Molecule: messenger RNA, 3642 nt
Organism: Paecilomyces variotii
Lineage: Eukaryota; Fungi; Ascomycota; Eurotiomycetes; Eurotiales; Thermoascaceae
Product: E3 ubiquitin protein ligase
Exons: 3
Coding region: 1-3642 (1213 amino acids)
Biological process (GO): protein polyubiquitination
Molecular function (GO): ubiquitin protein ligase activity
Source: RefSeq, a predicted model, not a curated record
AUGCCGUCCUGGUCGUCACGAUUACAUCCGGGCCCGUCGACGUCGAGCUCGAAUGCUGCUCAUGCGAACGUCUCAUCAGCGAUUCCAGUUGCAGAAAGGACGGUACCGAUACCCGUCAAUAACGAUGUCCCCGUCCUGAUCCCCUUCGAAACUCCACACCCAUCGGCUCGCCGUUCACACUCCCGCUCGAUCAGUCACCCGUUUCCUUCGUUGUUUGGAGGAGGCAACAGGAAGAACAGCAAGGGCGUUUCGAAGCAGGAUUUCUUGGAUUCGGAUGAUGACGAUGAUAUCGUCACCUAUGCCCCGGAUCCCAGGUCGAAUAGUCCGCGCAAAGCGUCACAGCGGCCGGGGCCUGCAGAGGAUGUCCACACGGGUAAAUGCAUGACAUGCGACUCUACCGUGAAGUGGCCCCGCGAUGUCAAGGUGUUCAGGUGCACUGUCUGUCUGACGGUCAAUGAUCUAGAGCCCCAUCGUGGCUCGGGGGACGCUCCGCAUCAUGGUCCUUCCGGCCGGACUGAGGCACCGGCGGCUAAGGGCAUCCACAGAAAAGCUAUCCCCAUAUCUGUUGAACGGACGAAGAGGAUUGUCGAUCAAUGCGUCUCGUCCUACCUUCAGAGACGCUUGGAUAUCCUCGAAUCGCGCUUGUCGUCUACGGGUGUCAACGGUCAGCGUUUCGAUAUCUCUCCUCUGUCUCAGGCAAACGGCGAACGCGGGGCAGAGACACCGGGUAAUCAGCGCUUUCUUACCCCGGAUGCCCAGCUAUCCACGUCGCCAAAGGAAACUUGGGGCUCUUCGGGUGGUUAUCUGUCUCCACCGAAGGAGCGCGUAGAUAUCCGCAAUGGGGAAGGAAGCCGUUCACAUCUCUCGCCAUAUGCCGCCGAUGCUGAGAGGCGACACCUGCGCAGGAAGAAUCGUUCGAGUUCUGACAUCCCUGCUGUGCCCGGGAGGGAUCGUUCACCAAGGGGAGCAGGUCACUCAGCAAACGAGACCUCACCGAGGGGGCCGUCAGACAAUCGCCCAUUGAUCUUCCGGCCGCUUGAGGACUAUAUUAUAUCAUGCUUUAGAGGCUGUGAAUGCCUCAGCAACUCAUUCUAUACUGCACGCUCCUAUUCUCAGACUACUCAUGAAGCCCCCGCACAACGAGUAAAAACGGAGCAGAACCCGACGCUAAACCCUCUACCUGAUCCCGCAAUGUUCGAGCCAGAUGCCAAGACUCUGCUUCUCGGAGAUGUUGCAGAGAACUCUACGUGGUGGUUAGGUCAGCGCGUCCGACGAGGCGAAGUGAACGACGCGAAACGAGACAGAUCUCCGGACCCGCCCAGACACAGCGUUUCUCCGAGAACGCCUCGAAUCGACUGGGCAGAGCUUGCAGAGUGGUACCGAACCGUACUGAGUGCGGGGGAAUCCUGGCAUGAGAAGUGGUCGAUGAUGACGCUAGGAGACACGAACACUGAUCGAAGGUCAUCCGGAAGUAAGAGAUGGGACACAAUAGAGCUAGACGUGAUAGAAAGAGAGAUCACUGAGGCCCGUUUGCAUGCUCAGAGGACGCUUCUGAAAGCAACAGAGAGUGUCCUCAAGCGGCCAAGACAGCCCCUGAAGACUCCGGAGGAUACCAGGUUCUUGCUGAUACUUCUGGCGAAUCCACUGUUAUACUCGUCUUCUUCUUCGUUCAGACGACCUUCGGCCACGCCAGCACCGCCCUCGAGGACUGAAGGGCAGCCAUCAAGGCCAAGGGGCAAUAACGCAUAUCCUUCAGAUAACCGUUCACCUCGCGGAGUGGCUGCCCCUAGAAGACCGAGAACGAGUGGGCCAGGCAAUCACUCAGGCAUCAUAAAGAGGAUCUUGGGAUUGAUAUCAAAUCUACCGAAUGAGUGCCAUCACUACCUGGUAUUGUGGUUUUCCCGUUUCUCUGAAGGUCAAUUCCAGAGGACAGUGGACCUUGUCGGUGGUUUUGUGACGUACCGUCUCAUGCGCCAACAUGGAAAACAACGAAGCGAGUCUUCUAAAGACGACAAUGGGUUAAUCCCCACUUUGCCUGGUCCCAUUGGGAAUACGGCUGCUCAACUGCAUGCUGCGCUUAGCGGAAGGAAUCAAUCGAAACAAAAGAAUGAUAGUGGUCCUAAGCCGGUAGUCUACGGAGAGGAUUGGCAGAUCAAGGCCGCCGCUAGGGUGAUGUCGCUCCUGUUUGCAGCGAAUAAUUCCAGUUUUUCUCGAAAGCAAGACGCCGUUUUUGCUGAUGGCCGAUCAAAUGCUGGUCUCAUUGCCCGAGGCAACGCGCAGAGUCGUGGCCAGAAGAUUCCUAUUAGUUCUUUUUAUAAUACUCUCCUCGAUUAUUCAGAUCUCGUGGCUGAUUUCGAAGCAUGGGAAUCACGCAGUGGGAAGUUUUCCUUCUGUCAAUACCCUUUCUUCCUCAGUAUUUGGGCCAAGAUACAUAUCCUGGAACACGAUGCCCGUCGACAGAUGGAAGUAAAAGCGCGGGAAGCUUUCUUCGAUAGUAUACUCAGCCGCAAAGCCGUGAGCCAGUACCUGGUUUUCAAAGUCCGUAGAGACUGUCUCAUCGAGGACAGUUUGCGUCGUGUCAGCGAAGUGAUAGGUGGCGGCCUGGAAGAGGUCAAGAAGGGCCUACGUAUCGAGUUCCUCGGCGAAGAGGGAGUGGAUGCUGGAGGUCUUCGCAAAGAGUGGUUUUUACUCCUCGUAAGAGAGGUCUUUGACCCCAAUCAUGGACUUUUCCUUUACGAUGAGGAGUCACAAUUCUGCUAUUUCAACCCCUACUGCUUCGAAUCUUCGGAGCAGUUCUUCCUGGUCGGCGUACUUCUAGGAUUGGCUAUAUACAAUUCGACUAUCCUCGAUAUCGCCUUGCCGCCUUUUGCGUUCAAGAAGCUUCUUGCAUCAGCACCACCAUCGAACGGGCCUGCUACCUCGACUUCGCGUUCGACGUAUAGAUGUACACUAGAUGACUUGGAGCAAUACCGGCCGUCCUUAGCUAAAGGCCUACGAGGUCUCCUGGAGUAUGAUGGCGAUGUGCAGGAGACAUUCUGCCAUGACUUUGUGGCCCAGGUGGAUCGCUACGGCGAGAUUCUCGAGAUCCCGCUGUGCCCUGGAGGCGAGCGGAAGCCGGUUACGAAUUCCAACCGGCGGGAAUUCGUGGACCUGUACGUCCACUAUAUGCUUGAUAUCGCGACCGCAAGGCAAUUUGAGCCGUUCAAGCGAGGUUUCUUUACCGUGUGCGCCGGCAAUGCCUUGUCUCUUUUCCGACCGGAGGAGAUUGAGCUGUUGGUGCGAGGAUCGGACGAGCCUCUGGACGUUGCGUCUCUCCGUGCGGUUGCUCACUACGACAAUUGGGCGAAUCCCCGCCCUGAGAAUGAGCCAGUAGUACAGUGGUUCUGGGAGCUCUUCAUGGGUGCGGAUGCCAAGGCGCAGAGAAGGCUGCUCUCGUUCAUCACGGGCAGCGAUCGCAUCCCGGCGAUGGGAGCUACCAACUUGACGAUCCGUCUCUCGUGCCUGGGAGACGACGUGCAGAGAUAUCCGACGGCGCGGACGUGUUUCAACAUGCUGGGACUGUAUCAGUAUCCGACGAAGCAGAAACUAGCGGCUAAACUGUGGAGCGCAGUGGACAACAGUGAAGGAUUCGGUUUGAAAUGA